This is a messenger RNA of Malurus melanocephalus (red-backed fairy wren), 1023 nucleotides long. It is a transcript of the gene GPR82, whose product is annotated as G protein-coupled receptor 82. Lineage: Eukaryota; Metazoa; Chordata; Aves; Passeriformes; Maluridae. The record is from RefSeq and is a predicted model, not a curated record. The transcript has a single exon. Gene Ontology annotation, biological process: G protein-coupled receptor signaling pathway. Bases 16 to 1023 code for a protein of 335 amino acids. Gene Ontology annotation, molecular function: G protein-coupled receptor activity. Gene Ontology annotation, cellular component: membrane.
GAAAAACUGUCAUAAAUGAACAAUUCARUGUGUCUUCAGCCAUCGCCAGCUACCACUGUAGUUCUCCCCAUCAUCUACUCCUGCCUGCUUCUUGCUGGAAUCUUUGGAAACAUUCUUGCUGCCUGGAUAUUUUCACGGAAAGCCCCCACACGAAGGACCCAGUACAUUUACCUGGUCAACCUCAUGACUGCAAACCUGCUGGUUUGCAGCACCAUGCCCUUCCUGGCCGCCUAUUUUGUGGAUGGGCACCGCUGGCCCUAUGAGUCCGUGGCGUGCAGGAUCGCCCAUCACCUGGGGACACUGGUGAUGCACGUCAGCAUGUAUGUGACCAUCGUUAUCCUGUGCUCCAUUGCCCUCAGCCAGUAUGCCACGCUCAAGAAGAACAGUGCCCAAUACUCCCAAGCGCUCCUGGGGAACUUCUACGGGCGCCUGCUUCAGAAAUUCCGGCGGUCAAAGUUUGCUAAAUGUUUGUGUGUGGUGAUAUGGCUGAUUGUGCUGUGCAUAACAGUCACAGCCAUCACAUACAACACCCAGGAGGAGACUUCAGCAGAGUUCCCCACGUGCUACAACAUCAGGGUAGAAGUUGGGGAACGUCCUGCAAUGAUUGCAGGUUGUCUUGCCACCACAUGCUUUUUUCUGUCUUUUAUGACAGUUUUGUGGUCGUACUAUUCUCUUACCAGACAUCUGAGCAAAGUACAGAAAAAUACCUGUAUCCGAGAAAAACAUCUAAUUUACAGAACAGUGAAAAGAAACGUUCUUGUCAUCCAGAUGAUAUUAACUGUCUGCUUUCUUCCAUAUCAUAUUUUCAGGCCAAUUUUCUAUGUACUGCUUAUAGAUAAUGACUGCCCAAGGUUAAAUUAUCUAGUGGAAAUUAAAAAUUUCCUUACUUGUCUUGCUGCUGCUAAAAGUAGUUUAGAUCCAGUUAUAACCCUUCUGCUAGACAAAACGUUUAAAAAAAGUCUUUAUGGCCUGUUUACAAAAUCCACACCACAACAUCCAAAACAAAAUGAUGAUGUUGGAUGA